UCCAAUAUGGCUGCGCCCAUUGGUUUGGCGCAUUGUUUUGUUUUAUGAUCAAUCAGUGCCCGUAAAUUUCUUCCCUGUUAUACAAGUAUUUUACUAACACGCUCCUACGCGUUGUCUAAAGUGUGCGUUUCGCGUUAUAUUUGCGAAGUCAGUCAUGCAGAACUACUGGCGGUGAAUUUCUGAGAAAGUUAUCAUGGAAAUAGGAAAAUAAUUCCCAGCUACAUGUAUGUACCGAUUUGGACAAGUUUUCAGUUCAUCUGCACUGUGUAAAGGUCCUUGUUCCAAACCAUCCAAUAUCAUGACAUUUCAGUUGAUUUCAUAAAGUCAUGAUAGACAAAGAUGCAGUCAAAGCUUGCAUCUGACUUGAAGCCGUCUGAGACACCAAGUGCUGUGUCACUAUCUUGUGAACCACUGUUUGUUCCAUCAUUGGCUGCUCUGUCACUACUUGAUAAGGUACAGCCUUUACCACCCCCGCCACCCCCACCAUCGCCACCACCGCUAGCGGUUCAACCACCACCGCCACCGCCUGCACCACUAGCGGUUCAACCACCGCCACCGCCACCGCAGGCAGUUCAACCGCCUCCACCACCCAUACCUUUGGCCCGCCCCAGUUCAGCAAAUAAUACAGAGGUUUCUAUCUGCAGUGCCAUUCACGACCGUGUACUCCACAAGGACGUGGCUGAAAAGGCAUAUUCUCAAGUACACCAGAACUCUCUGUUAGGUGGAGAGAAUGCCCAGUCAGAUAUGUGUAGGUAUAGAUUCCUAUCAGUGUACAAUCCCUGUACUCCCAUGAUACAGAAUGGCCCCAGGUGUGGGCUGGUGGCCCUAGUAAUGGCUGCUGAACUUUUGGGACACAAGCUGUCACCUGACCAGGUAUAUCAAGAGGCUAAGACCAGGGGCUUCACCCAGCAGGGGGAGAUGUUCUCAGUGACUAACAUGGCGAGUCUGUGUGAAGGCUUGUCUGAAAUCCAGACCAGUGUUAUUGACCUGGUACAGGACCAGUGUGUCUUGAUGGCAGCAUUACUCUGUGGCAACCCCGUUCUUGUGCCCUAUGAUGCUGACAAAAAUCACCAGCCCUGUCAGAAACUCGGACACAAAGCUCACUGGACAGUACUCACGGGAUUGUUUAUGAAGGUUCGCCUGGAUACUGUUGAACAUUUGAUGAAGUCUGAAGGUAUCCAAAUGGUGGAAAGUGACAGAUUUGAAUGUUUGUACCUGAUUGGUCCUGUGACAGGGACGGCUGCAGAGUUGUUACAGGGGACAACCUCUGGGUGUAAUCCAGAAGAACUGUGGGUGUACGGCCACCAGGGGAAGAGUCAACACACUGCCCUCUGGCUGCUUAGUGAUCUGAUUCAUAGUAAUGGAAAUCUGGUGGAGGCGGACCCUGACAAACUGACCGGUCCCCAGAAGUGGGUGUUGCCAGAAGGAGGGCUGGGGGAGGGGCUUAAGGAUAAGGGCAUUGUGUUACAGAUGAGGUGAAAUAGAUGUUCAGAGUGAAGAAGUAAAGGCAUCUACACCCAAUUUUAACUGUUUACUCUGGCUUUCCUUCCCUAGAGUGAUGCCUAUAUUUCUACUUUAUUACUACUGAACCCAUGUUCAGGUUCAAGUUCAAGUUCAAGACUGAGUCUAAAAAAGAAAGAAAUGCUACUGACAAAAAUUUGUAUUAAAAAAAAAAAAACGGAAAUGUCCAAGGGCUGAUUCCACAAAGCCAUUUCUGACUUAAGUCAAACUUUUAAACCUCUUUACAUUGGUUAGUAAUUUGGAUCUGGAAGUAGAAAGUUGGACACUUUUGGCUUAAGCUAAUACUGAUGAGGUGGGCAAAAUUCUGAUUUCUAAAGCCGAAAAAUAAGCUUUAUGAUCAUAUUUCAAUUUUUUACUGAAGUCAGAAAUGGCUUUCUGGAAUCGGCACUAGGUGCCUUUGCUAAACUGUGUAGCGAUUGGUAGAUGACAUAAAAUUUUGCCAUUAAUUGAAUUUUUAGAGGCAAAUAAAUGUCACAAGAUAUUACUUUUGGUGCUCAAACUGAUGCUUUCCUGUAAGAUAUCAUUCUAUCUUCCAAAGAAACCUCAAAACACUUUUCUAAGAUCAGAAAAACUCUCAGAAUGGGGAAACAGUACAACUACAUAAUGGGCAAAAUUUUAGGUUGGAAGAGUGGAAUGAUAAUUAAGAUUUCCUGGACAACAAUAACAUGCCAAAGCAAUAAUGUCUUUCUAGUCAAACUUUCCGACUUCAAAGGGAAAGGAUUUCCAUCAACAUCAUAUAUAGUCUUUUAACUAGCAGUUGUAGAUUGAUAGCUGUGAUUGGCCAAAUUACCCAUAUUUUGAUUGUAAAAUGACUGAGUUGGAAGUUAAACCCUGAUUUUAAGUUACAGGGCAGCUUUUAAAUGUAGAUUAUUUCUAGGUUGUAUUUAUGGUUUAUUGUUUAAAUCAUUUAUUUAUUUGUACUUCCAAUUUGAUCUUCCAAAGAAAAUAAAGUAUUAUUGUUAUUGUCAAGUAUUAUUAUUGUCCCAUGUUUGAAAAAAUGAGGGAAUAUAAGGAAUGGUGUGCCCCCAGCCAUGUCAUGCCAUCCCCCCAACACCAGUUGUAACUUUUUUGUGCAACUAGAGUAGAAGGUUGUGAAAUUCAGAUUUGUUGCAAACAUUUACACCAUUGUAUAGGAGCUUGAUUUUUAUAGAAAUACCAUGUUUUGGCUGAUGUAUAGAUUUUGAACCCGUUUGGCAUGUUUUGAAAUGUCGGCAGUGUUGUGUGAUGUACGCCACUUAAUAUUAUAAACAGAAGGUUGUGAAACUGGUCUUAGAGUGAACACUUCUAACAUGUGCAAUAGCAUAGUACCUUCAUGUUGAAGGGAAAGCUAUUUUUUGUGCUUAUUUAAAAAUUGUGGACAUUGUCAAUUGUUCCAACCCUUAUUUUUGCACAAUACUGAUAUUGGUUGUGUAACUGUGUAAUCCACUUGUAGUACUCCUACAACAAAGAAAAUUGUGAAAAUGUAAUGUUUUGAAGUAAACACUUUCAACUUGUGCACAGAACCUGGACUGUGUCCAAAUUUUAGUUUCAGAUUUUUAUUUUGAUUUUUUUUUUAAACUGGACUUAUUAUCUUUGGUUUGUGUUUUUGGUUGAAUAACCUCCUCCUGUGUAACAGUCUCACUUGUAUCAUUUAAACCACAUUUUGUAUUCUCUCAUUUGUAUAAUACAUGUCGCAUAAAAUGUAACAUAUUAUUGGUUACAUAUAUAAAUCAUAAUGACCUUAGUAAAUAAUAAUGACCUUAAUAAAUACUCGCAUAAAAUGUAACAUACUAUUGGUUACACAUAAAUCAUAAUGACCUUAGUAAAUAAUAAUGACCUUAAUAAAUACCCACAUAAAAUGUAACAUACUAUUGGUUACACAUAUAAAUCAUAAUCACCUUAAUAAAUACUCGGCAGUUGCAAAACAGCUCUAUAAGGUGUGUGCAGGUCAUAAUGACCUUAGUAAAUAAUAAUGACCUCAAUAAAUACUCGCAUAAAAUGUAAAAUACUAUUGGUUACACAUAAAUCAUAAUGACCUUAAUAAAUACUCGCAUAAAAUGUAACAUUCUAUGUUACACAAAUAAAUCAUAAUGACCUUGAUAAAUACUCGGCAGUUGCAAAACAAAGUUCUAUAAGGUAUGUGCAGGUCAUAAUGACCUUAGUAAAUAAUAAUGACCUCAAUAAAUACUCGCAUAAAAUGUAAAAUACUAUUGGUUACACAUAAAUCAUAAUGACCUUAAUAAAUACUCGGCAGUUGCAAAACAAAGUUUUGUGAGGCGUGUGCAGGUCAUCAUGAAUACUGUACACAUGGAAAAGUAUUUUGUGUCCAUGGCCUACCUUGAUUUUGUAUAAACAAAAUGUUGCAUAAUUCACUGUGUUACAGUAAUAUGUCAUGUUGUGAGGCCAUUUACUCUGCCCCAGGGCCAGGUAUGUUUUCGCUGUUAAUGAUUAAAUUUUCUUAAUACUCAAUGUGGCCUUUUUUUUUUUUGUACCAAGAUUUCACA
This is a messenger RNA of Liolophura sinensis, 4004 nucleotides long. RefSeq names its product actin maturation protease-like. Lineage: Eukaryota; Metazoa; Mollusca; Polyplacophora; Chitonida; Chitonidae. The transcript is spliced from 6 exons. The record is from RefSeq and is a predicted model, not a curated record. The coding region runs from base 340 to 1479 and encodes 379 amino acids.